CCUGCAACUGUGUAAACUCAGACACCUCUGCUCAUCCACACCGCUCCACAGGAGUCUACAGCAACAUCACAGCCACAAUGGGGCGGAAGGAAAUCGUAUGCAGCUGGAAGAAAAACAUCAGCAACAUCAAGGACGUGUUUGACUUCAAAGGCAAAAUGGGAUCGGGGUCGUUCUCAGAGGUUUUCAUGGUGAGGGAGAAGAAAACGGGCCAGCUUUACGCUCUGAAAUGUUUGAAGAAGAAACACCUUUGUCACAGCAACCUGGAAAAUGAGAUCAAUGUUCUGAAGAGGAUAAAACAUGAGAAUGUGGUUGGACUGGAGGACUUCUACGAGAGCCGGACACAUUACUACCUGGUCAUGCAGCUGGUGUCAGGGGGGGAACUCUUCGAUCGCAUCCUAGACAAGGGGGUUUACACUGAGAAGGAUGCCAGCAAAGUGGUGAAACAGGUGCUGCAGGCCGUCAGCUACCUGCACGAGAACGGCAUCGUGCACCGGGACCUGAAGCCGGAGAACCUGCUGUACUACAACGACGACGAGAACGCCAAGAUCAUGGUGAGCGACUUCGGCCUGUCCAAGACUCCGGAGCAAGGGGUGAUGUCCACGGCCUGCGGCACGCCAGGAUACGUCGCCCCCGAGGUUCUGGCUCAGAAGCCGUACAGCAAAGCCGUGGACUGCUGGUCCAUCGGGGUUAUCACAUACAUCCUGCUCUCUGGCUACCCUCCGUUCUUCGAGGAAAACGAGACGCGUCUGUUUUCGAAGAUCAUGAGGGCCGAGUACGCCUUCCACUCGCCGUUCUGGGACAACAUCUCCGAUUCAGCCAAAGACUUUAUCAGGAGCAUGAUGGAGAAACGCCCCAGCAAGCGCUUCAGCACCGAGCAGGCCCUCUCUCACCCCUGGAUCGCUGGAGACGCAGCUAAAGACCUGGACAUUUAUCAGUCCGUCUGCGAGCAACUGGAGAGAAACUUUGCCAAAUCCAAAUGGAAGCAAGCCUUUAACGCAGCCUCAGUGGUCAACCACAUGAAGAAGCUGCAGCUGUCCCACAGUGUCCCAAAUCCCUCCCCCCUCUGCCUGCCCGACAUCACGGUACAGUCCUCUGAGAACGGCCUGGAACUGCUCAGACCCUGCCGUGGUGAAGAUGCCCCCCUCGACCCCAACGGGAACCCCGUUCUCGGCGCCCCCGGGUCCAGCCAAGCUCUCAGCACGCUGCUGAGGCCCAGCCAGAGCGACCCGGGCAGCACGCUCCCCGCCAACAAGCUAGCUGACGUCCGUGACUACCACUCAGAGAGCGACGCUCAGUUCAGGCCAUCGACGAGCCUGGAUGUGGUAGCUCAGAAGAACGACCAGACACAUCAGUCAGGAGUGUGUGCUGUCAUGUGAUUGGCCAAUUCACCUAUGAUGACUCUUAUUCAGUCUUGUGGGUGGACGGCACUCAAUGGCAUCUGUGACGUGAAGACUCUGCUCAGCUUCAACACACCUGCUACGGUUCGCCGGUGCAGGACGAUGCCCACCGGUUCCCGCACACCAACUACACUUGAACAUGCAGUCAAGUCGAAGGAAUAUCAUCCAAUAAAUGUAGUUCAAGUAUGAACAUACUAUUUAUUAUUGCUCUCUGUUCAUUCUUUUAAAUGCAUUUAUUUUUGUCAUAUGUUUAAGUUGACACAUUUUCUUAUAUUUUUUUUAGUUACAUUUUCUUUUUGUGUAGUACACAAUUUUAUAAUCACUUUUGAAGACGCUGUUUGUAAGUACACCUGUAUAAGCGUGUACUGAAUGAGCUGAUGAAACGUGCUGACAUGCCUGUGACUGCAGAGACUCCGCUGUUCUUGAUUGUAUCUCCCAGCUGGACAUUACAUGUGAAUCCGGGUUAAAAUCCGUAUUAUAAUUGUUUUAAUGUUCACGCUGGGCUCUGCAGUUAAUUUUAGUCAAACUUCUCUGGUGACUCACAGCAGGUGGACGUUUGCUGCAGUUUCUCUGUAUUGAAGCUGCUGUCUUGUUAAAUAACUCAUCAAGUGCCACAAGCUGGUGUGAAGAUGCUGUCAACACUAGUGAUGCCAUGGAUGAUUCUAUAUUCACAAGUAUACUGUUUAGUAACUUGCUUUUCUUGUUGUUUUGUUUUGUAUUUUCUUGAACUAAAGCUGUAACUAAUCUUGCUGCUUCCCCUCAGUGGAAUUAGCUGCCAUUGGUCUGAAACCCGCAGACUGAAAUGUAAUUGUAAACUGGCUUUUAUUUCAAAAGUGCACAGGAAACAGAUGUAAAAAACAGAAAAUAAAUAACAUAAAAUCAUAUAACAUUCAUCCUUUUUUCUCUUUGAGUCGGUACAUUCACUUUGGUAUUUCAUACAUGGAGAAAAAUGCUUGUUCAUUUCCAAUAAAUUCA
Molecule: messenger RNA, 2372 nt
Organism: Cololabis saira (Pacific saury)
Lineage: Eukaryota; Metazoa; Chordata; Actinopteri; Beloniformes; Belonidae
Product: calcium/calmodulin-dependent protein kinase type 1D-like
Exons: 13
Coding region: 78-1376 (432 amino acids)
Biological process (GO): peptidyl-serine phosphorylation
Cellular component (GO): intracellular anatomical structure
Molecular function (GO): calcium/calmodulin-dependent protein kinase activity; calmodulin binding; ATP binding
Source: RefSeq, a predicted model, not a curated record